AUGGUAAANUCGAUAUGCUCUCAUCGCUUUUCAGUUCGCACUAGAACUGAUCGACCAAAACCAGUUGUAUUUCUACAGCAUGGACUGCUAUGUAGCAGUUCUGUAUGGGUGAUGAAUAAGCCGCAUCAAUCUGCAGCUUUCAUAUUCGCCGAUCUCGGAUUCGACGUAUGGAUGGGCAAUAAUCGUGGUAAUUCAUAUUCGCGUUUUCAUACCGACUAUGAUACGUCGUACCCUCAGUUUUGGCGUUUCACGUUAGUUUUUGAUAACUUUUUUNCCAAAAGCCAGUCACUCUAUUACGUGGCUCAUUCACAAGGAACAUUAACAAUGUUCACAAAACUCUCUGAGGAUCCAUCGUAUGGACGCAAGGUAACUGGAUGA
Anisakis simplex (herring worm) is the source of this 378-nucleotide messenger RNA. NCBI's taxonomy places the organism in Eukaryota, Metazoa, Nematoda, Chromadorea, Rhabditida, Anisakidae. The record is from the annotation of a GenBank genome assembly.